GAUGACCAGAGACUGCGGACACAGUACAGGAGAUGACCAGAGACUGCGGACACAGUACAGGAGAUGACCAGAGACUGCGGACAUAGUACAGGGAUGACCAGAGACUGCAGACACAGUACAGGAGAUGACCAGAGACUGCGGACAUAGUACAGGAGAUGACCAGAGACUGCGGACACAGUACAGGAGAUGACCAGAGACUGCGGACAGUACAGGGGAUGACCAGAGACUGCGGACACAGUACAGGAGAUGACCAGAGACUGCGGACAGUACAGGAGAUGACCAGAGACUGCGGACAGCACAGGAGAUGGCCAGAGACUGCGGAC
Molecule: messenger RNA, 323 nt
Organism: Staurois parvus
Lineage: Eukaryota; Metazoa; Chordata; Amphibia; Anura; Ranidae
Source: the annotation of a GenBank genome assembly